Hylaeus volcanicus is the source of this 3640-nucleotide messenger RNA. RefSeq names its product heparan sulfate glucosamine 3-O-sulfotransferase 3B1 (gene Hs3st-B). The transcript has 4 exons. Bases 530 to 1648 code for a protein of 372 amino acids. Gene Ontology annotation, molecular function: [heparan sulfate]-glucosamine 3-sulfotransferase activity. Lineage: Eukaryota; Metazoa; Arthropoda; Insecta; Hymenoptera; Colletidae. The record is from RefSeq and is a predicted model, not a curated record.
UCGUCGUGUUAUCUGACACUAGACGCACAGAGGCUAUGUUGUUGGAGAAUAACGCGAGAGGAAAACGUUUCUAGCGUGCGAUGCGAUUAACAAACGUUACACGAUACUUUGAUUUGAACGAAGGGGACAGGGCUUGACGAGGAACGAGGAUUAAUUUCACCUCUCGUUAUGCGGUUCGGUAGCUAUGAAAUCACAUCGAUACGCCUCGCGUUAUACACCAUUUCUCCCUUCUACUUGGCCCGCGUUAUCGAUUGUUACGAACGCGCCACCUGAUAAUGCGUUAAAUGUGCACUUCUUUUAACCGAAAUCGCAUAUCCUUGAAUUUACUCGUCCGAAAGAGCGAGCGUCGUCUAAUCGGACUUAUCCGCGCCAUGCGAAAUUGACGUGCGCUUUGUACACUGUGGUGGCAUGGAGAUAUGCCAAAUACUGGGAUAUCUAUCCAAACAUAUCAGCAUGAAAGUGGAAGACUAAAAGCUCGAUAGAAUGGAAUCCAGGAUGCCCGUAAAGUACGACGAUUCUUAAGUUCAGGAUGGAACUCAGAAAAGGGCCUUGGUCGAAAAAGAUCCUAGUUCCAGCCUGCUUUUUGGUAAUUCUAAUCUGGAUCUUUCUAAUCGACAAUUCGUUACUCCUCGCUGGCCUGUCUGGUAAACCAACCUUACAAAAACCCAGAAAUUCCGUUUCAUCUACACACACACACAAUCAGUAUCCGGACCGUCUCUAUAUGAAGGAAUCCUCUAUGAUAAACGAUGUCGUAUCGAAACACUCAAAGGUAUCGAAACUUCAAGUGGUGUCACUUUGGACAGGCAACAACACCGUUAAAGGAAACACGGCCACCUUGCGCAAGUAUCAGAUCUUGAAACAGCAAGGCUUAACGCCCAGCAAACAAUUGCCAACUGCGUUGAUAAUCGGCGUCAAGAAGGGCGGGACCAGAGCGUUGUUAGAGUUUCUAAGGCUGCAUCCCGCUAUUCGUGCAGCUGGCUCCGAAGUGCAUUUUUUCGAUCACCAUUACGUCAAAGGAUUCUAUUGGUAUAGACACCGGAUGCCCCCAACAUUGUCCACUCAAAUCACAAUGGAGAAGACGCCAUCUUACUUUGUGACCAGCGAGGUGCCAAGAAGAGUUCAGCGUAUGAACCCCGCGAUGAAGUUAAUUCUUGUAGUGAGGGAUCCUGUCACUCGAGCUAUAUCCGACUACACGCAAGUGAGAAGUAAACGGGCCAACAUGCCCAAGUUCGAGGACCUAGCGUUUCUGAACGGAUCGCGAAUCGUGGACACCUCUUGGGUGCCGCUGAAAAUUGGCGUGUACGCGCGACAUCUGGAAAGGUGGCUCCGCUACUUUCCAUUGUCGCAAUUUUUAUUCGUCUCUGGCGAGAGACUAAUCGUCGAUCCUGUCGCCGAGAUGACGAGGGUGCAGGAUUUCCUAGGCUUGAAGAGAGUUAUAUGCGAGAAACACUUUUACUUUAACGCUACCAAGGGUUUCCCCUGUCUGCUCAAAUCUGAGGAACGUCCUACUCCCCAUUGCCUUGGUAAGAACAAGGGUCGUAGCCAUCCUUACAUAGACCCCGUAGCCAUACAACGAUUAAGAGAUUUUUAUCGUCCAUUCAACCAACGCUUCUAUCAAUUGACGGGAAUGGAUUUCGGUUGGUUGUGAGUAAUGCAACAAGUAAAUAAACAUAUCGAAUAUAGUCCAGUAAAAAAAUAGUCAAUUUUAUCGAGAUACUGUACGCACGCGCGAACGCCCAUUAGCUUGCACAGACGAGUAAUCAGCUAAAAAGUAAUGAUGUGUUUACUCGUUACGUUUGUUUCUAUCUGUUGCGAUACUUAUACGACUCGAAAUAUUUUUGUAUGCGACGUAAAGCGAAAUGACAUUAUUUUAAUGUGUUGACAAUAUCCCAAGCGAUUCCUAUUCUUCUUUGUGAUAUUACUUUAAUUAAUGGUAUAAGUUUCACGGUUACAAUCAAUGUUAUUUAUUGUAUGUAUACUUUUCGUAUACAUAUCUAUAUUUUAUACAUGACACAAUGAAACGUUAUUGCAAACUCGAUUCUUAGUUAUAAGAUUAACUUUAAGUUAUAUCUUCCAGACAGUUAUUCUCAUAGUUUUCGUGUAUGGAUAUAUAUCAUUGUAUUAAUAGUGAAAUAAUUUAAAGCUUUUUAAGGUAUUAUUGCCAAUUGAAACGUGUGAUACUUUGAAUAUUUUUAUUGUUAUUUGUUAUAUGUCUAUACGUAUAGUGUGUUGUGCAUUUGCAUUAACGUUAACAUUAUAAAACAUCGUUAAUAUUAAGCCGAAGCAUGUAUCGAAGAGACACGUAAUUUCGGAUUUUGAUAUAGAAGAGAAAAUGAAAUGGACAAUUUAUCAUACGAUAUUUCAUCGAAUUUUUAGUUUGUAAUUUUCUAACGUCAAUUAGAAAUUUCUAACGACCCAAGUUACCGAAAUAUUUCUAAACUGUACAAAACAUAUAAUUAUUUUCUUGCACAAACUACAAACUGAAUUCAUUUGUAUUUUGGGAAGGUGCACGUAACCACAUAACCUAAAGUAACAAUUUGUACAAAUUUAAUUAUAAAAUUAAGUAAGUUCCAAUCGGAUAUUAGUCCAACGAUAGCCGUUAACUAUUAGAGCCUAUUCGAAACGAACCAUAUCUUUGCAAAUUAGUCUUCUAUUAUUAAAGAUAUUUCCUAUUAAUAGUAAACUCACGUAAUUUGUAGCUCGAUGAAUUAUGCGAAACAUAUCGUCGAGUAGUUAAGUACACGUUAAGUUACUAUGCUCAAGUGGCCUAACUAAUCUAUUUAUGAAAUAAAACUCUGUAAAGAAAGAGUAAUACAAAUAAAAAUUCAUACUGAUGUUUCAGUCAAAUUCUUAAGUUGCAUCCAUUCAUUUCUUACUUGUUUGUUUUUUCCAUUCUGUUGGGGCCCACUAGUUCCCCUGAGGGGGGUCAUUUCUUACUUCUAUCUCAAUCCUACAACAUUCUGAAUUCAGGUAUUAAGCUUUAGCUUAUUCCGAGUGCAAUAAAGUCUAUAAAUCGUUAACAGAAAGUUAAGGAACAAUCGAAUAAAGUGAUCUCGUACAGGAAUUGUUGAUAGUUAUUUAACAGCCAUCAAUCCUUCUCGACAAACGCUUUUUGCUUAGUUAUGCGAUUAGGUUCUCAUCGUGCAGUGUGCAUAGCAAAAAAUAAUUGAGCACUCAUCAUCGUUAGCGGCGAGUACGAUUACUUCCGUUGGGAUUUCAUUUAAAAGAAAUUGUUGUUUCUACACGCGAUCAUUUGCCAGCGAAUAUAAACGUAAGAAACUUGCGGAGACACUGCAAGAAAAACAAAUAUUUUGUUAAUGAUAAAUCACGACAAAGACAUACGUACCCGUUACAAAUAUUUUUAAUCAUUAUUUGUGAGUGGUGGGUAAAGUAAAGAAACACGAUGCUUGUGGUCAAUUUUUUCUGUCUAUUGAACUAUCAAAAAGAAGAUUAACAAUACAAAUCGAGCCGUUCGAUGGUAGGCAAACGUUUUCAUAAAGUUCUGUGAGUUCUUUCACUUUCCUAAAAAAAAAAAAAAAAACAGAGUGCAUUUUGAGCCCCAUCGAAACAGCAACGGAUACAAAAAAAAAAACACACAAAAAAGAGAAUGUAAGUGCGACACAUGUUUUUUUUUUAUUCA